This is a messenger RNA of Aspergillus versicolor CBS 583.65, 1044 nucleotides long. Its product is annotated as 4'-phosphopantetheinyl transferase family protein. Gene Ontology annotation, molecular function: magnesium ion binding; holo-[acyl-carrier-protein] synthase activity. The coding region runs from base 1 to 1044 and encodes 347 amino acids. Gene Ontology annotation, cellular component: cytosol. The record is from RefSeq and is a predicted model, not a curated record. Lineage: Eukaryota; Fungi; Ascomycota; Eurotiomycetes; Eurotiales; Aspergillaceae. The transcript has a single exon.
AUGGCUAACGACAAUAAAAGUCCACCAACACUAACACGAUGGUACAUCGACACCCGCCCUCUUACUCUUUCCACAACAACCCUCCCCCUCCUCACCACACUUCAAGAACCAGACCAAACCGCCGUCCAGAAGUUCUACCACCUCAAAGACAAGCACAUGUCACUAGCCUCUAACCUCUUAAAAUAUCUCUUCAUUCAUCGAACCUGCCGUGUUCCCUGGUCCUCCAUCGUGAUUUCACGCACACCAGAUCCACACAGACGACCAUGCUUCAUUCCAGACCCGUCCAAGUCAAACGGCAGCGACGCAGUAGUAAACGUCGAAUUCAACGUCAGCCACCAAGCUUCAAUGGUUGCGAUUAUCGGAACAACCAUACCAACCAUUCCUGAUCCCAGCCCAGACUCAAACUUCCGCAAACCAGAAGUCGGAAUUGAUAUUACAUGCGUGAAUGAGCGGCAGGGCCGAACCGGUGAAGAGCGCACCCUUGCAUCACUGUAUAACUACGUCGAUAUAUUCUCAGAGGUAUUUUCAGCGCGUGAAAUUGCGGAAAUGAAGCGGUUGCCUGGCGCUCUAUCAUCCAGCCCAAACUCUACUGGUAAUGGCAGUGUAGAUGGCCGCGCGGAGUACGGAUACAGGCUUUUCUAUACAUACUGGGCGCUGAAGGAGGCUUAUAUCAAAAUGACAGGGGAGGCACUACUAGCGUCCUGGCUGCGAGAGCUAGAGUUCAACAAUGUUAUUGCGCCUUCGCCCACACCUGCUGCCGAGAGCGGCGACGGGUUGUUUGGGGAGCCGUAUACGGGGGUUAAGACGACGUUGAAAGGGGAUGUUGUAGAGGACGUCAGGGUUGAGGUUGUUGCUUUGGAGCAUGAUUUCCUGUUUGCCACAGCUGCAAGAGGAGGCGGGCUAGGAGCUGACUCUCGAGCUGGUGGAGAUGGUGAGGGUGAGAACAAGAACGCAGGCAAAGAUCCAUGGAUGCCGUUCGAGAAGCUCGACAUUGAGCGGGAUAUUCGACCGUGUGCGACAGGUGUAUGCAAUUGCUUAUCCUAA